UGACGAGCUAUGCAUACAAUCUCCGACAUUCAGCUACCUUCCGAGCUCGUAGACAUUAUUAUCACAGAAUUCUGGUACUCCGAGCAUCCUUCAAGCGGACGAAUUACCUUUAUGAAAGCCUGCCCUUUUAUCAACAGCAUUUGGAGGGACGUCUACGCACGUAUCACUUCUCGAGACAUCUACGUCCCUACGGCCGCAUAUCUACUAUAUCUCAGCUCUAUCAUCCCAAGGGACGAUUCCCCAAUUUAUGGUCGCCUUCCUUCCGAUUCCACUCGUACCAUAACUUGCUAUGUCGAUCUCACAAAUUCGACGGAUGACGCUGCCAAAGACCCCUAUUCAGUUUUCUGCAGCCUGCCCAACUAUCUCGGCUUUCGCAGAUGCUUUUCCAGCAUCGAGUGAAUCAAUCUCCAAAUCAAGUUUCGUAUGGGAUGCCAUUGGUGGCUGAAUCGUCACCAACUGUUCCGAACUCAAGUGUCUAUAAAGCUCAAUGAGGCGACAUCAUCCUUGAGUGUGCUGCCUGUGGACUGGAGCGUUGUUGUAUAUGAUCCACCAGAUGCCGAAGAAAUCGACCCUAUCAGUCUUCAAAGGUCUUGGGGUACCAUCAUUGCAGGAAUCAGGUCAGACAUGGUCCAACCUGUCCACAGCUUAGGAGGGAUAGGGCGCGCAAUAAAAGGAUCGACAUAUCAUCACUGCGCGCGCCAUUUUCAUGAUCGUUUUUGCAUCUCAGAGAAAAAGGGUGACCUACGGUUUAUAAAUUUAUACAUCGGGACGGCCACCCGUAGACCUUUGAAUUUCAGAAAUAUCCUUUCUGAAAUUUACGGGAUCAUAAUCUUCGCCUUUACCGUUUCUUGUGCUGACGCGAUUGAACGUCAUUCAUGGGAUCACGUCCUAGCACAGAAGACAGUCUGAGACCUUUCCCAUAAGUUUUCCCUGUGUACUAGAGCAUCUUACUUGUGUAGGCUACCCCACUCUGACGCAGGUUCUGGAUCACGACUGUCGACAGUCAGGGAAUUUGUUGUAGCUGUCGGGUACGGGCGAGCGCCUGGAUGUUUCAGGCCUUAAGGACAAUGAUUCAGGAAGACAAUUGGUGGGAUAAUGUGGGGAACGAAUAAUCAGGAAGCAUCUCGAUCUUCAGUGGUCGUCAUUGUUUGUAUCUAGACAUGAGGCCUGAGGUCCCGGUUAUCAUCGAUCGAAGGUCGCCAAAUGAAAACAGC
Molecule: messenger RNA, 1214 nt
Organism: Guyanagaster necrorhizus
Lineage: Eukaryota; Fungi; Basidiomycota; Agaricomycetes; Agaricales; Physalacriaceae
Exons: 3
Coding region: 424-909 (161 amino acids)
Source: RefSeq, a predicted model, not a curated record